Molecule: messenger RNA, 2319 nt
Organism: Pollicipes pollicipes
Lineage: Eukaryota; Metazoa; Arthropoda; Thecostraca; Pollicipedomorpha; Pollicipedidae
Product: growth/differentiation factor 8
Exons: 6
Coding region: 1-1116 (371 amino acids)
Cellular component (GO): extracellular region
Molecular function (GO): growth factor activity; cytokine activity
Source: RefSeq, a predicted model, not a curated record
AUGACUGGCACCCGCCUGGCUGGGUCGCGCUCCGUCUGGACGCACGCGCCGGGUGCGGCCGGUCUGGACCAGACCUGCACGAACUGCAGUGACUGGGAGCUGCAAGCGCUCGAGCUGGUGAAGCAGAGGAUCCUGGAUCACCUGGGGCUGAAGGAGCCGCCGCGCAAACCGUUCAAAGCGCCGUCCGGCCUGAUGGCCCCCGUGCUCCGUGAGUGGCGCCAGAUGAACAAGCACAAGCAACUCCCGUUCAUGGACGACGCUCAAGAAAGCGCCCGCAGGCAGGCCGUGAUCAUCGUGGCCACGCGCACACCGAUGGCCGAGGGUGUUGGCCUCCUGGCUGACACCUCCCUGGCCGACGAGAUCCUCUACUUCGAACUGCCACCCGACCUGUCUCCUCGCUCACUGAGCAGCGCCCGCAUCCUCCUGCAAGCUGGAGGGACUGAUGACUCGCGACCCGCCGUACAAGACGCCCUCUAUGCGAAACUGUACCAGCCGGUUCCUGUCGGAAGCACCUACAUACUCGAGGACUUCGCAACGCGGACGAUACAGCAGCAUGACAUCGAGUACGACUUUGUGUCAAUAGAUGUCACGGACCUAGUCUCUGGUUGGCUCAAAUCUCCCAGAGACAACAACGGGGUCGUCGUGAGGAGCAUUAACCACAAUGGCACCCAGAACCACGCUCUGUUUAGCGCUUUGGAAGGGGAAGGCCUGCCCACUUCACAGGAGCAGUCGACGAUUCUGGAGGUGCAGCUGGAGCCGACGCCGGCGGCCGGUCGUGACCGGCGCGCGGUCGACGGCAGCGAAAUGUGCGCCGACGGCGGUUCCACUAAGAGCUGCUGCCUGUACCCGCUCGAGGUGGACUUCCUCCGCUUCUCCUGGGACUGGGUGAUCGCGCCCACAGUCUACCAAGCCAACUACUGCCGCGGCGAGUGCCCGCCCGUCUAUCUGCAGCAGUACCCGCACGCGCACAUCGCCGAACAGAUCGGCGGCAAUGCCGGCCCCUGCUGCGGCCCGCGCCGCCUGGACGGCCUGCUCAUGCUUUACUGGGACCCGGAGGGGCGCAUCAGGCUUGACAACCUGCCGGACAUGAUCGUGAGAAACUGCGCCUGUCUGUAAAGGCGCGCGGCCGCGCUCGCCGAACGCUUUGGGCAAGGACGGAGGCGCACGAGGACAGUGGCGGUGCUCACCUGAAGGCGAGCCCUCCUCAGAGGCAGACAGCUCGGCCUGGUUACUGCGUCCCGUCCCGUCCCUUCCCGUCCCGUCGCGGCAGCCACAUUCAGGAACCCAGCCGGGGCGCGUGGCCCAGCGGACAGCUGCGCGGUGAGGACGGUCAAGGGCAUGGCAAGGGGCAAGAUGAUCUUUUAUUGCCUCGACUCGCCUCAGAUUCGAGUCGACGGACCCGUGCGUAACGAAAGCCCAAGCGCGCAUUGGGCCGCUUGUGCACCUUAGUGCUGUGAUAACCGUCUCAAGAUGACGCCCAUGCGAGCUGCGCUACCACUCGUGGUCUUUCCAUGGCUCUGUUACAUCGGCGUGCAGGCAGUCGUGCCCCAUGACUUCGCACUUGGGGUUACGUUUAGUGGGUGUGCAUACAUUUGUAAGACAUUUGUUGAUGUCAGCAUGAUAUCCCUUUAGAGCGUACGUGCAGUGAGCUGUGUGCGAUUGCUCGUCUUACCUUAGCAACUGAUGUGACAGCGGUGAAGCAUCUAUCUUUACGCUGAAGAUAUUCCCUUUAGAGCGUACGUGCAGUGAGCCGUGUGCGAUUGCUCAUCUUACCUUAGCCAACUGAUGUGACAGCGGUGAAGCAUCUAUUUUUACGCUGAAGAUAUCCCCUUUGGAGCGUACGUGCAGUGAGCUGUGUGCGAUUGCUCAUCUUACCUUAGCCAACUCAUGUGACUGCGGUGAAGCAUCUAUUUUUACGCUGACGAUAUCCCCUUUAGAGCCUACGUGCAGUGAGCUGUGUGCGAUUGCUCAUCUUAUUUUAGCCAGCUGAUGUGGCAGCGAUGAAGCGUCUAUUUUUACGCUGAAGAUUCCAUUGGACCAAUACACGAUCCACGCAGAAUCCAAAACAGUAUCGCUGGCUGUGUUCAUGCGGAUCGACAGCCCAAGCCUGACACACUACACCGCGUGUGUCGCGGGACCUUGGACGCUGGCAAGGCCUGGCAAACGUCCGGUCCUGCCUAAAUUUCGUUUACGUUUGGUACAUGCCACAAUGACAUGGGCUAAAUUUAUAACGUCUAAGUAAACCCCAUUCAACGUCCAGGGAGCGCAGCACCAGCGCACAACCGGCACAAAAUGUUAUGGCCAGAGCUAAUGGCACCA